AUGCAUAUGCUAGGCUGCGUUCAAUCAGUGGCGACGCUGGCGCCAACCUUUACAGCUCGAAGCGCAGGUCAGGCACGUAAGCGUCAAGAUGAUAAGACGCCGCUGUCGCUGCCGCCGCCGACGGUGUCUGCUGCUGCAGCUGUAAGAGAUUUGAGGCUGAGCAGCAGCAGUUGUGCGUCUCACAGUUGUCUGCUCGGCCAAGUCACGGCACAGCGCUACUUGGAGCAGCAUCCAGAGCAGCAAGGACGUGGAAGAGGGGACUACACCGCCUGCGGUCGACCAGUGUGCGCCACCAAUGGAUAUUGCUAUCGCUCAUUCCAGAACAUUUGCUGCCUGAACUCCUUCAAUUUGCAACUGCUCUUCGCUGGACAAAGGGAAUUUGUGGAAGCUGACAUGCAGCACUGCUUGCCAAAACCAACUUGGUUCGACUACAACACACCCUACAGAGCUCGUCCGCUACCCUCGUCCUCCUCCUACGCCUAUGCAGCCGCCUAUGAGUCGCCCUAUUCAUACGAGCUUGGUGCUGCACAGGCCAGUGGCUCUCUGGCACCAUACCCUUCAGAGUCAUAUAAUCCUUAUCGCUUCUAUAAAUCACAAACACAGGACAUCUAUUCCCCGACGAACGGGUUUGGGGGAAGAACUGAUUAUACUGGCACAUGGGAUCGUUACAGGGGAAUGCAGGAAUACUUUACUGAGCAGCCUGCACCUACAACAUCCACUGCAACAGAAUCCACAACAAUAGCAUCUACAUCCAGUUCAACAGCUACUGCCACUGCGGAAUCCACGGUGCCAACGACAUCAGUUGCAACAACAGCAACCACGGGAGCAAAUGCAGCAGCUAACGCUCAAUCCCCAGUAUCAACUACACCGACAUUCGCAUUAGGCUCAAGCACGGGAGUUACAACAGAAUCCACUCCAAAACCAUCCACAACGAGUGCCAUAGAAAUUACGAGCACAACAGUUUCAACACAGCCUACACAGAUCUCAACUGAGAGUUCAACAACAGUCUCAAGCACAACAGCAACCACACCAUUUAUUUCAUCUUCAAGCUCAACAGCUACAACACCAUCCAUACAAGAGUCUGCUUUAGUAGGGGUAUUGAGUACAGCAUUUAAGGAAGAAUCAAUACAACCAUUGUCAACCAAUUCAACAGGAAUGUUCAAUUCCUCAGGUAUAACACAGUCCACAACAAAUUGUUCCACAACAAAUAUACAACCUGCGCCAAGAAAUUUAACAGCACAGCCAAGCACAGGUGCGCCUACAACACAGUUCACACUACCAUCCACAACAACACAAGAAACUACACUAUCUACACAGCUGCCCACAGUUAACUUCACGACACAGCCCACCACUAAAGCAACCACAAUACUAUCCACAAUUCCAUCUACAUUAGAAUCUAACACAACAACAAGCACUCUGGUCUCUCUGGUCUUUAGAGUGCCCGACAGCAGAGUCUUCAGACUCGCACUGGCCUCGCAGAUAACCCAUCCAAUAACUGGGCAUAAGACGUGCGCCGACGAGACCAAUUUGGAGCUGAAAGUUAAGGGCAUAUCGGAAACGCUCAAGUUUACUGGAUGCCUCUUCAAUAACUCAGCCCGCUCUGAAUCGAAUGACGGCACCACCUCGACGAGCCCAACGCCCAACAGCAGUACACAUAAAUCAGUUAACUAUAAGCCUUAUGGUUACCUCUUUGGCUUUGCCUAUGGCAGCGGUUAUGGAUCCGGUUAUGGACCCGGCUACGGAUCUGGUUAUGGACCCGGCUAUGCGAGCGGCUCCGCUGCGGCGGCUAAGCCCCAUAGCUGGGCUCAAUAUUAUCAUCGGCCCUAA
Messenger RNA from Drosophila novamexicana, 1827 nucleotides. RefSeq names its product cell wall protein DAN4-like. NCBI's taxonomy places the organism in Eukaryota, Metazoa, Arthropoda, Insecta, Diptera, Drosophilidae. The transcript is spliced from 4 exons. The record is from RefSeq and is a predicted model, not a curated record. Bases 1 to 1827 code for a protein of 608 amino acids.